AUGGAUGUUUUUCUCUCCCGGCAGAUGCGGCACGACCGGCGGAAGAAAAAGCUUUUUAACGCGUUCAGCCUUCUCCCCAACUGCACGUCUCUGAGCAGAUAUCAACGGCAGUGGUGCACACUCUGCUUCAGUCUUGUGCUGCGUUGCAUCGUGGAUUCCUCCCAGCCCUGCCCCUCCUCCUGCCUCCCCAUUCUCCUGUUGGUCUCCUGCCAUCGCGUCCAGCUGUGGCCCACACAGGGCGCGACCGCUGGCGCUCACCUGAUUGGUCCCUGGCCUCAGGACGACAGCCAGCACCAGCACGUUCCCUACAUGCGGGACAAAGCCACACAGACCCCCAGGGCCUGGGCAGAUGAGAGGAGGAGGGGCUCUCACAAACGCUCGGCCUCCUGCGGGAGCACCGACCAGCUCAAAGAGAUUGCAAAGUUGCGGCAGCAGCUCCAGCGCAGCAAACGCAGCAGCCGUCAUCGGAGAGAUAAAGAGCGCAAGUCGCCCUUUAAUGGCAGCCACACCAUCAUCCAAUCUCAGUCCCCUAUGCCCAAAACCAUCUUGAUACCCAUUCCCAUCGGCAAGUCGUCCGCCCCUCGUUUUCGCAACAGCGUGGAGGGUCUCAACCAGGAGAUUGAGCGGCUCAUCAUCCGGGACACCCCCGAGAAGGAGGAGGUCAUUGUUCCUCAGGACGUCCCAGAUGGGCACCGCGCUCCCCCUCCUGUGGUCCCCCAACGCAGCAGUAGCACGCGGAGCAUCGAUACCCAGACGCCAUCGGGGGGCGGGCUGAGCGGGAGCCAUAGCAACUGCAGCAGCCGGCCCGACUCCAUCUCACCCUCCUACCUCACAGUGCUGAACGACGCGACCGCAGGCAGCCCGUACGAGGACAAAGAACUGGGCCCCUGUUCGCCUCUGCCCAAAUACGCUGCUUCUCCUCGGCCAAACAACAGCUACACCUUCAAGAGGGAGCCUCCGGAGGGCUGCGAGAAGGUCAAAGCCUGCGAGGAGAAUAUACCCAAGCCUCUGCAGGAGAUCCCGCCCUUCCUGUGUCCCGACCGGAACAAGGUGAACUUCAUCCCCAACAGCGGCUCUGCCUUCUGCCUGGUCAGCAUCCUCAAGCCCUUACUGCCAGCCCCCGAGCUGAGCUUUCGUCCUGGGGUGGGCCUGCGCAGUCUGUCCCCCUCCCUGGUGCCUCUGUCCACUCAGCCCUGCCUGCUGGAGGAGCCCGAGAGCUUCUGA
Messenger RNA from Knipowitschia caucasica, 1224 nucleotides. NCBI's taxonomy places the organism in Eukaryota, Metazoa, Chordata, Actinopteri, Gobiiformes, Gobiidae. The record is from the annotation of a GenBank genome assembly.